Molecule: messenger RNA, 2211 nt
Organism: Archocentrus centrarchus (flier cichlid)
Lineage: Eukaryota; Metazoa; Chordata; Actinopteri; Cichliformes; Cichlidae
Gene: pltp
Product: phospholipid transfer protein
Exons: 16
Coding region: 147-1631 (494 amino acids)
Biological process (GO): phospholipid transport; ceramide transport; high-density lipoprotein particle remodeling
Molecular function (GO): ceramide transfer activity; phosphatidic acid transfer activity; phosphatidylethanolamine transfer activity
Source: RefSeq, a predicted model, not a curated record
UCAGAGUGAACAGGGACAGAAAACCAGAUACGACCGCCUGAACUCCUCCUCCUCUUCAUCUCCAGCUGCUGAUCUCCUGUACAGACUGAAGCAGAGAGAACCAGCAGCUACCAACAACUUUCAAGGUUGACACGUAUGGGUUCAGGAUGACUUCCUGUUUCAUGUCUUUCCUCUUGCUCUGUUCUUUAUCUGUCAUGGCCUCUGCUGAACCUGCGGGCUGUAAAAUUCGUAUCACUGACAAAGGACUGGACAUGUUGAAGUCUGAAACUCAGAAAUUUGUUGAAGAGGAGCUCAGUAACAUCACCAUGCCAGAGAUGAAGGGGGAAGAAGGACGCUUACAAUACACCAUCAAUGAUGUGAAGAUUACUGAGCUGAAUUUGACUCACGCUGAUCUGCAAUUCAUCCCUGAUGUUGGUUUGUUGUUUGAUGUUCAGAAUUCAUCAAUCUCCCUGACUUUCAACCGACGGAUCCUUUACUGGUUCUUCUACGAUACAGGAAACAUCAACGCAUCAGCUGACGGCGUGAACAUCAAUACAAUUCUGAGCCUGAUCAGAGAUGAGGAGGGACGACUGAAGAUCAAUAACAUGAGCUGUGAUGCCAAAAUCAGCAAAAUGAGUGCAAAGUUCAGUGGAACACUGGGGACAGUUUAUGGCUUCCUGGCCAGAUUUCUGACAACAGGCAUGCGCUUCCUCCUCAACCAAAAGAUUUGCCCGGCUCUGAAUCAUGCUGCUGUCGUUCAUGUAAACUCAAUGUUGGAGACAAUCCCAGUGAGGGCAGAAGUUGAUCAGUUUAUUGGGAUUGAUUAUUCACUGACUGAUGAUCCUGUGGUGACAUCCCAUGGCCUUGACAUGCAUUUCAGGGGGAUGUUCUUUGACCUUUCAAACCAGAAAUCCUCGUUGGUGAAUUACGCUGUGGAACCUAUCAUCAAAGAGUACGACCGAAUGGUUUACCUGGCACUGUCCGAGUUCUUCUUUGACAGUGGUUUGUUCUCCUACUACACAGCUGGAGUCUUCCAGAUGGACAUUGUCAAUGAGAAGAUGCCCAAAGAUCUGGAGAUGUUGUUGAGAACCACCUACUUUGGACUCAUCAUGAUGCUGAACCCAGCACUGGUGGAUGCUCCACUUUCUUUGCAGCUUGCUGUGAACUCGCCACCAAAAACCUCCAUCAAGACGUCCGGAGCCACAGUUGUCAUGACCGCCAUUGUCAACGUGAUGGUGCUGCCUCCAGGUCAGCCUCCGGUCCAGCUGAGCAGCAUGACCAUGGAAACUAAGUUCAAUGCCAAAGUUUCCAUGACAGGAAAACGUUUGUCCUUUCACGCUGACCUCCGCAGGUUUAAGAUCUUCUCCAACCAGUCAGCUCUGGAGUCUCUGGCGCUAAUUCCUCUGCAGGCUCCUCUGAAGACAAUGCUCCAGAUGUCCAUGGUUCCUCUGAUCAACAACUGGACAAAGAGAGGCGUUCGGAUCCCGCUGGCUGAUGGGAUGGAUUUCAUCGAGGAGGUGGUUGAAUAUCAUAAUGGUUUCAUUGUGAUUGGAGCAAAUCUUCACUUCAGCAAAGGACUGAGAGAAAUGAUGGCAGGAAGCACAGAGACGGAGCAACAGACCACCAACACCACCACCAGCAGUACCGCCUAAAUAUUAAUAUGGAAGAUAUAUAGCGCUAUGAUUGAUGUGAAUAUAUACAUCAAUGAAAACAUGAAUAUAGGAUGAACAGAUCAGAAAAGGAUUGACAGCAGCAAACCUGCCCCACACCUGACCUUACAUGCCAUAAAGACACCACAAAACACACACACAACCCAGAAGCAGCUGGUGACCCAAAACGUGGAGAACAGGAGGAAAACUGAGCCAUGCCAUUGUGUUUUAUGUUUUUUGGCUGCUGAUCUGCACAUCUUUAUGGUUGUUGUAACCUUAACAAGUAAAACGAUGGCUUACAAGAUUUCACAUAGGUCACAUAGGCUACGGAGAGGAAUGAAGCAUCUGAAGCCUGUCAGCAAGUCACGUGAAGCAGGUUAUGACUAUUAUGACAGCUAUGGAUCAUCUAAUAGGUCUAUAAACCAGCUUCAUUUGUUUGAAACCUCUAAAUAGCCCAGAGGAAGAGAGUACUGUGUGUUAGAGAGGAAAUUUCACUCAGCACUGGACCCUGAAAACACACACACACACACACACACACACACACACACACACACACACACACACACACACACACACACACACA